Messenger RNA from Trypanosoma brucei brucei TREU927, 513 nucleotides. Its product is annotated as translationally controlled tumor protein (TCTP), putative. The record is from RefSeq and is a predicted model, not a curated record. The transcript has a single exon. Gene Ontology annotation, cellular component: cytoplasm. Lineage: Eukaryota; Euglenozoa; Kinetoplastea; Trypanosomatida; Trypanosomatidae. The coding region runs from base 1 to 513 and encodes 170 amino acids. Gene Ontology annotation, molecular function: calcium ion binding.
AUGAAGAUCUUCAGGGAUAUCUUAACAAAUGCCGAAGUCGUGUGCGACAACGACAAGCCAAUGGAUUUGUUGGACGAGAUCGUGUACGCCGUACAAGGCCGCUACAUUGAGAUUGGUGGUGAGGACUACGGUAUUUCUGCUAAUGCUGAUGAGGAUGCCGGCGAGGGUGCGGCGGGUGACGUGGACGACGGGAAGCAGCGCGUCAUUGAUGUGGUUCACAAUAACCGCUACACUGAGACGAACUAUGACAAGGGCUCCUACAUGGCCCACAUUCGUGGUUACAUGAAGCAGCUAUUGGAGAAAAUUGAGGAUGAGGGCGCAAAGAAGGCCUUCCAGACUAACGCCGCCGCCUUCGUGAAGAAGGUGAUAAAGGAAAUUGAUGAGUAUCAGUUUUUCAUUCCUGAGGGUAAUGAGGAGGACCCCGACAAUGGCAUGAUUGUCCUCUGCAAGUGGGAUGGUGAGACACCCACCUUCUACUUCUGGAAGGAUGGUCUCAAGGGCGAACGCGUGUGA